Molecule: messenger RNA, 1015 nt
Organism: Gasterosteus aculeatus aculeatus (three-spined stickleback)
Lineage: Eukaryota; Metazoa; Chordata; Actinopteri; Perciformes; Gasterosteidae
Gene: cklf
Product: chemokine like factor
Cellular component (GO): membrane
Source: RefSeq, a predicted model, not a curated record
AGGCCACACAAGCUCUAACUGCUCUGGGAAAAAACUGCAUCAAGAGCGAAUGGUUUUAAGUCGGGAUUGAAAUGAAAUGAGGCAAAUGUAUUUAUUGACCAAGCAGUGAAUCACACCACACAGGACUUCUGGAAUAGUUUUGUAUCUUUCUUGCACCCGUAUCGCAACACAUUUUUUAAUAAAAAAUAUAUUUUAAUACAAUGUAUCAUGACCAUUGUUGGCCUGCGCGUCGUGUCAUAUUUAUUAGUUAUGUAGGUCUCGUUUGGCCUUUUUUUCGGUAGGUGUGCCAAGCAGCUGCUGUUGUGCAAAUGAUGUGCGGAUUCCUGCACACAGUCGCUUUCGACAGCUGAAAGGAGCUCGCUUGUUUCAGGAAACAGAGUGAGCUUCCCGCCCUCUCUGAAUCUGAACUCUCGUGUGAGAGGACCGAAUAGCAAGCAUGGAGGUGGACACUGCGUUUGUCAAAUCCAAGAGGGGGAUCCUGAAAGUAGCAGAGAUGGGGACUCUGCUCGUGGCCUUUGUGUGUUUCGCAGCAGCAUCCAGACCAAAGUUCAUUACAGCCACAGUUUUGGAGUUUGUGAUCACUUCAUUGCUGUUGUUGCUGUACAUGUUCAAACUCAACAAAAGGCUGACCUUCUUCUUCUGGCCUCUCAUCGAUGCUUUUAAUUCAGCUUUUGCAGCAGUCUACUUCAUUGUCUUAAGCAUACUGGCUGUGACUACAUACACAGUCACAGGCACGCUGGUUGGAGGGGUCGUUGGUUUCCUCUCGGCGGUGCUGCUGUGUGUGGACUUCUACGUGCUUUUCCAGAACAUCACAUUUAACAAACCGAGAAGCGAGAAUCAGAGUAAUGAAAAGCCGUGAAUGCAUUAAUAACAUGACAUGUAUACACUGAAUUCACUUGUAUGUCUCAACGCUUGUGUCCGUUUUCACCACAUCAUAAUUUCAGUUUUUGUAAUUGAUAAUGCAAAUUGUUUUUUGAAAAAUGUUGCCAAUAAACUACUUUCCUUGGCUUGGUGA